UGGCUACGUCUGUGUUGUGUAUCACGGUGGCAAUGUUACGGUGUUGUGCUCUAUGUGUUCGUGUGCUGCUCUGUUUGGCGAAGUCGUGAGACACUGUCUUCAAUGAUGUCGGUAUUGUUGCUAGAGCCGUUCUACGGUGGCUCGCACAAACAGCUGAUUGAUUUGCUUAGCGAGGACUUGGGAGUAUGUCGCUUGGUCACGCUGCCGGCGAACAAGUGGCACUGGCGCGCGCGCACGGCAGCUCUGUGGCUUGCGGAGUGUAUAGAACCGUCAGAUGACUAUCGUGUGCUUAUGGCCAGCGGCACGCUCAACCUUGCCGAACUUCUGGGGCUACGGCCAGACCUGGUGCCGCUGCGAAAGGUGCUUUACAUGCACGAGAACCAGCUUGCCUACCCAGUGCAGAAAGAGCAGCAGCGCGAUUACCAGUACGGCUACAACCAGGUGACGUCAUGCUUGGUGGCCGACGUGGUGCUGUUCAACUCGCACUUCAACCGGGACUCGUUCCUGACAGCCGUGGAACCGUUCCUGAACCGUGUGCCAGGUGCGGGCCGCCUGGGGCCCCUACGGCCUCGAUUGGAGGCGAAGGCGCGAGUGCUGUCCUUUCCGAUCAAGGUGCCACCGAUGGCCCCAGCUCCGUGCAGGGACCCCGCCUCACCCCUUCACAUUGUCUGGCCUCAUCGAUGGGAGCAUGACAAGGGACCCGAAGAGUUUGUGCAAGUGCUGCUUCAGCUGCACCGACUUGGCAUGGACUUCCACGUGUCCUUCCUAGGACAGGAGUUCGACAAGCUGCCUACAUCCCUGGUUGAAGUCAGGGAGAAACUGGGAGACCACAUCCGUCGUUGGGGCCCUUUGCCGGACCGAGAUCAGUACCUGGCGCUGCUGCGCAGUGCGGAUGUCGUCGUUUCCACAGCCCGCCAUGAAUUCUACGGUGUUGCCAUGUUGGAAGCAAGCCUGCUUGGCUGCUACCCGCUGUGUCCAAAUCGACUUGUCUACCCAGAGAUCUACCCUCCGUGCUGUCUCUACAACACUUGCCGGCAGCUGGUCAAGAGGCUGCGCAGCUUCUGCAUGCGACCCGAGGCUGCGCGAAGGACGGCUCCCAAGCUGGAUCGCAGCCGUUUCACCUGGGAGUCCCUGCAGCCAUUCUAUCGGGAACUGCUGCUGCCACCUGGCCAGACCAACCGAUGAUGUGUUCUUGAUCUGGGAAGACUUAGGUAUCGUGCUAGGAAGUACAGUUGCAGAAGAUGAUACGUCGAAUAAAGCAAAGUACCUGUCACGAGUGGUUGUGGUGGAUGCAAGCUGAAGGGAUUUUAUUUAUCACUAACCUGUUAAUCGGUGAUCUGUUAUUCAGUUUUAUAAAUGAAGUGACAUGUUUAUAUCAAAUGACCUGUUAGUGCCCAAGGAUAAAUAUCUUUUUGCCGUGGUGACCAACAAAUGGGGAAAACACGUGCGAAGAAAAAAGGUUUAGUGUUGUGUAGCAAGGUGUGGGAGCGGGCUAGUUGGUAUACCAUAAUGCUAAAACUUUAGCGCAAAAUGAGCACAGCUUGUCUGCGUCGUUUCUUUGUCCGCUGUGCUCGUUUUGCGCUAAAGUUUUAGCAUUAGUGUUGUGUGUCAGUGCUUUAGCUGUCACUGCGACAAGUCCCAGAGAAAGGCAAAAAUGAGAAAUCUUUUAUUGUGUAUACAUAUAAAGUUCCUGCUUUCCUUCAGUGAAGGGGCAGCGAAAAAAAAAAAAACGAGCAGAAUCCACGCACUGUGACAAUCGAUCUAAUUUGAAACAGGCAUCGAGAAGCUCCAUAUACCACAUUGUUUGGCGUUGAGACAAAUCAAGGCAUUCAUGUUAUGUCAUGUCGUUCGCUAUCACUUGUUUGUCAUGCAUGCAUGUAUAUUCCGGUACACAGUCGACUAGGGUACCAAUA
This is a messenger RNA of Rhipicephalus sanguineus (brown dog tick), 1913 nucleotides long. RefSeq names its product glycosyltransferase-like domain-containing protein 1. The record is from RefSeq and is a predicted model, not a curated record. NCBI's taxonomy places the organism in Eukaryota, Metazoa, Arthropoda, Arachnida, Ixodida, Ixodidae. The transcript has 7 exons. Gene Ontology annotation, molecular function: glycosyltransferase activity. Bases 103 to 1185 code for a protein of 360 amino acids.